This is a messenger RNA of Aspergillus clavatus NRRL 1, 1302 nucleotides long. Its product is annotated as PXA domain-containing protein. Gene Ontology annotation, cellular component: early endosome; extrinsic component of endosome membrane; late endosome. The record is from RefSeq and is a predicted model, not a curated record. Lineage: Eukaryota; Fungi; Ascomycota; Eurotiomycetes; Eurotiales; Aspergillaceae. Gene Ontology annotation, molecular function: phosphatidylinositol binding. The transcript is spliced from 2 exons. Gene Ontology annotation, biological process: early endosome to late endosome transport; endosome to lysosome transport; protein targeting to lysosome. Bases 1 to 1302 code for a protein of 433 amino acids.
AUGACCGUCGAAUCUGUUCAACCAGGUUUCGCUCCGCUGUCGAACCUCAAGGCUGCGCCGACAACAUUCAACUCUAAGUCGGUUGCAUUACGAAAUUCGUCAAACUUACAGAUAUCUGCGCAGCUACCGCAUCGCUCUCGAUCCCAAAAGAAUGUCACUCGUGAUGAACCGGUCAACGCGACCAGCGAUAAGGCAACUGUCGCUCUGAUCCGACGCGUUCUCUGCCCGCAGGCGGGCCAGCAGCCUCUGGAAGAGCUGCUGCCUCCCCUGACGAGUUCGAAUGAAGUCGACCUCCAGCUCUAUGCUCUGAUUGCCGUCAUUGUCAAAGAAUUUGUCUUUUCUUGGUAUUCGAAGAUCACCUCGGAUCAGGUCCUUACGCAAGAGGUCAUCCAGGUGAUUGCGCAUUGUACACGCGCCCUCGAGCAAAGGUUACGGGAAACGGAUAUAGCACAGCUGGUCUUUGACGACAUACCUGGGCUGGUAGAGACACACAUCAUCUCGUACAGGCUGGCCCGCGGCGAAAGUACAUUAUCUGGGCUCUCCCCUUCAGUCCGCGAAGUUUAUCAUGCCCUGAAUCCACAUCCGAGUCUUUCUCCAAUCCCCUCUGAUCCGCAGAGCGGUGCAGAGCAACGCGAAAAUGAGGCCAUCUAUCGACAGUUGCUGGUUCAAGGGCUGCUGGCUGUUCUUCUACCGACGGAGGAUUUGGAGAAUAUCUGCCUGCGGACGUUAGUCUGUGACAUCCUGGCAGACCUAAUCAUAGGAAACCAAGUCAGCGGAAAGAUAUGUCAAGGAUGGUUCGUGUGGGAGACUAUCAGCAAGCUUCUGCCUGCAUCGAACCAAAUGGACAAACAUGCGGAGACAGCAGACAACGGCCAGAGGGAUCAACUCCAGAAGUUUGGUCUCCUCUCGAAGCACGAAAAACCUGAACUAGAUCAUCCGUCGUCUCGUGGCUCUUUCGGCCCGACUUGGCUGUGGAAUAUCCUCCAAUAUCUGUAUCUGGCCUUCACGGCCCUGCAAUUCAUCAUUAUGGGACUGUUUCGUGUCGCAAGAAGCCCCAGGGCCACUUCCUCAUCGUCUCCACCGGCCUCGGGCAAUUCCCUGGAGCCCGAUAAAAUAUUUUCAUCAGGUAUCUUCACGAUUAGGCGUCCUGUCCUCGACUACCGAGUCUAUGGUCUCCUUUCACAACUUCUAGACAUUUCUCAGCGAAUGCCCUGGCUUGGAGGAUCCCUUGCGCUUGUCCAACAAUUGGGUCUAGCUGGUCCAGGCAGGUUAGGCGGUACGGGCAGCGUUCUUGAUAGGUGA